AUGGUGCAUCACUCGGACGAAAAUAGGAUCAAACGACGGAAAGUCCGCAAAGGCACGCACAGCUGCUGGGACUGCAAACGAAGGAAAGUGAAAUGUAUUUUCGCUUCUCCGGGUGAUCCUCUCUGUAUCAACUGCCACGACCGAGGAAAGCAGUGCAUCAGUCAAGAAAUCCCCGAGGAUUCAAUCGUCGCAGCCAACAACAAUAGCAGUCUGAUCGAUGGACAGCAUCCGUUACAGGAUAGGUUAGGCGACACAUGUGAUAGUACGGACCCAGAUGUGUGGGAUGUCGGUUGUGCGGCAGCAACGAGCAGUGCUGUCUCAUCGGCACAGAUAUCAGAUCUGCGUCGGAGACCACAAGCCUAUCUCACAGACCGUGGAGAUGGAGACCAACUCGUCCAGUCAAUGAUGUCGCCGCCAAUCCCAAACCUACUGUCUGUUCAAGCUUCCACUUUGACCUCAAACAGACUCGCGAACAUCACUCAAGGUCUACUUGGCGCACUUCCAUCUCGAAGCGAUGUUGAGAUAUUGCUACGAGAAGUAUCUCAGUCGAACUACCGCUUCUCAUGCUUGAGGCAGAAUGAAACACCCCAGACUGAACUACUGUUAUCAGCUCUCUCGGAACCCGACGUCCAUCCUGUCCUCUUGGCAAGGCAAAUGUUGCUGGUGGCUACGGCACUGCAACACAUCCCACGAAAGCAAGUCAUAGUCGACCUCACCGAGCAUCACCAUGUCGCCAUGGAGAAACUUGCCGAGGCGGCAAUCAGCUUGGUCACGACCAAUGAUACCCUGUUAGGUACGCUCGAAGGCCUCGAAAACAUCAUCCUGGAAGCGCUCUUCCAUAUUGAUAGUGGCAACAUUCGGAGGGCGUGGAUAACCAUACGGCGUGCCGUCAUGACCGCACAGCUGCUGGGUUUGCAUCAAGGCGGCCAGCAUCGCUACAAGAUUAUCAACGAUCAGAUCGAUCCUGACCCUGGGGCGAUGUGGGCUUGCAUUGUGCCCAUAGAACGAUUUCUGUCUCUAUUACUAGGUCUACCCUCCAGUAUUCCCCCUCCUUCUACGAGGACAUCUACCAAACAGCAGACCCUCCCUACACUCGUCAUGGACGUGGCCGCCAGCAUUCUUGCACGAAACGAGAUUAGGGAUCCUCAGCUAGCGCUAGAUAUGACACGGCAGAUUGAUCGAGACCUCAUCGAGAUGACUGAACAACUCCCGUCUAGUUUUUGGCGGCCUUCGACUCUGGCCAGUCUCAAAUCGGACUCCCAGGAGGCUUUGUGGGAAACCCGUCGAACUUGGGAUCUGAUGUGCUAUUUCACGUUGUUGAAUCAACUUCAUUUGCCGCACAUGCUUUACUCUUGCGAUGCGUCACAAGUCAUGUAUUCCCGACUCGCCUGCGUCAACGCGAGCCGCGAGGUCUUGACUCGACAGAUUGCGAUGCGCUCCUACAGCUCAGUCUCAUCUUGCUGCCGGAUGGGCGACUUCAUGGCACUCAUUGCAGGCAUGACGUUGAUUCUAGCCCACUUUGCGAGCCACUCGGAUAACGGAACGCACAAUCUACUCGCACAUCAACGAGCAGGCGACAGGGCUACUGUGGAGCGGGCUCUCGAAUGUAUGAAGUCCAUGUCGGAGAUCUUCGAGGAUGUGCUUGCGGCGAAAUGUGUGGCCCUGCUCAAGCAUUUGUUGGCGGUCGAAGCCAGUUGUUAUGCACGGGGAAAAAUUCGUUCUCACCAGCAGCCAUCUGAGAAGGAUGGAGACCAUGACAAAAGCAACGUUUUGGUCAUCCAGAUCCCGUAUGUUGGCGCUGUUCGGAUUGCCCGGGAAGGAAUCACAUCUCUGGCGCCGUCCAAGGGAUCGCACCCUCGAGUGUUUCAUGACGGUGUUACAAUUGGGGGUCUUGGAUCUCUCCACGUGUCUGAGCCUCGUCGACAUUCAGAUCAGCGGGACGGCGGCCAAAGGAGGUCUGACCAGGUCUCACAGCCAGCAUCCGCCGGAUCGACCGUCGACAAGCUAUCUGGCGGACAGCAGAUCCCAGACAACGCUGAACAAGCCACGUCAGAAGAUGUCUUUAUUCAACAGCAGAACGAAAUAUUUCCCGACGCUUCUGCGAGCUUGGAUGACUGGGCCUUUCAAGGGUUCGAUACUGUCUUCUUCGACAUGUUGAUGAGAGGGUCUGGGGACCAACCGCCGUUGAACAGUGCAGCCGCCGGAACAUGGGACUUUGAGACGAUCGCCUAA
Molecule: messenger RNA, 2232 nt
Organism: Fonsecaea pedrosoi CBS 271.37
Lineage: Eukaryota; Fungi; Ascomycota; Eurotiomycetes; Chaetothyriales; Herpotrichiellaceae
Exons: 2
Coding region: 1-2232 (743 amino acids)
Biological process (GO): DNA-templated transcription; regulation of DNA-templated transcription
Molecular function (GO): DNA binding; zinc ion binding; DNA-binding transcription factor activity, RNA polymerase II-specific
Source: RefSeq, a predicted model, not a curated record